Molecule: messenger RNA, 2315 nt
Organism: Polyodon spathula (Mississippi paddlefish)
Lineage: Eukaryota; Metazoa; Chordata; Actinopteri; Acipenseriformes; Polyodontidae
Product: von Willebrand factor C domain-containing protein 2-like
Exons: 3
Coding region: 560-1252 (230 amino acids)
Biological process (GO): negative regulation of BMP signaling pathway
Cellular component (GO): AMPA glutamate receptor complex
Molecular function (GO): protein binding
Source: RefSeq, a predicted model, not a curated record
GAGAGAAAGCGCUUGUAUUGUAACUCUCACAUGGGGCCAGAGAAAGUACAACGCUGUACUUCAUCGAGAUUGGUCUAAUCAGGAGCCACUUACUUACAGGACACAGGCGAGAGGUAAACGGGCUCAAUGCAAAUUGUUCAUGUGGAUCCGUCUCCAGUUAACGAGGACGUGUCAUAUCAAUAAUACCUGGUGAAAACAAGAAAACUGCAAUAAGGAGAACAAACUGCACUGCAUGUCACACACAGCGAACAAGGGCAUGUAAACGAUGUUGGACAUCUGUUAUAUAUCUAUAUAUGUUUGGUUUUUUAAACUUUUGAAGAUAUAACGCAACGCAACUUUUGGAGGCAAAGUGGUUGUACAGUUUAGAAGACUGGCGCGUUUACAGAUAAGAGUUUUACUGUAAGGCAAAGCUAAACUGUGUGGAAAACUGCCUUUGUGGUCAAGAUUGGAUAACAAAAAAGCCCCCAGAAAGACCACGUAAACUCAGAAGGGCGGCUUUAAUUGAUAUAUUUUCGAAAUAAUAUAAUAGCCAGGCUACAAGCCAAAAGAGCAAGACCCAAUGACUUAUUUAGCUUCUUGCUUAAUAUUCUGUGAUUCUAAGAUGUGCGUUAAAACAGUCAAUGCUCUUCAUUCCUUACUUUUGCUAGCGCUGUGUUCGCAGUGCGCAUGCGGGUUUUCCGUGGCGGGGCAGGUGAACACCUGUGAGGCCAAUGGCAGUGUCUAUUAUGUGGGCGAGUGGUACUUUCUGGACUCUGAUCACUGUACCCAGUGUGAGUGCACUGUCGAAGGAGCGGCCUGCGCUAGAACCGAAUGCACCUCUCUGCCCCCAGCCUGUAUGCAUGUCAGCCACUACCCAACCGACUGCUGCCCGAGGUGCGAGAAAAUAGGCUGCGAGUACAGGGGAGAGGUCUUUGAGCUCGGAGAACAGUUCCAGCCCUCAGAGUGCGAGCAGUGCACCUGUGACAUGGACGGAAUCGCACGCUGCCUGGUAGCAGAUUGCACCCCCCCUCCCUGUGUCAACCCUGUCUACGAGAAAGGGAAGUGCUGCCCAGAGUGCAAAGAAGGCCCAAAUUGUUACACAGACUCUUCCCAGACACAGGUGAUCCCAGGAGGGGAGCCAGUGUGGGUCGAUUCCUGUACCAAGUGCCGGUGCCACGACGGGCAGGAUGCGGGCUACUGGGAGGGCAACCAUGUGGCCCUGUGUGUGCGAGUGCAGACCUGUACUCUGGAUGAUGGGAAUAGCUACAACUGACUGGGUUACUUAAUUACACACAAACUUUAGUGCUAACUGGACUAUGUAGGAAAAAACAAUCACAAUGUUAGUAUCACUAAGGAAAUAGCUUAAAACAGGAAAUAUAUCUCAGAGGAUUUAGCUCUGUUGCACAUUACAAUGUAUUCUAAGUUUCCAUUAACCACUGCAUUUAUAGUACAUGGUGUUUUUGUCAUCUUACUACUGUUUUUCUACUAAAUAUUUUUAAUAAAAAAUGGUUUUCCUGUUUCACUUUUACAAUUCUGAAUGUAUUCCAGUUCAAUGGCAGUACUGAUUUAGAAGGGAAAUUCAAUCUUGCAAUCAUUUGUGUAUUCUGUACAGUUUAGUAGAGAUAUGUAAACAAUAAUUUGGCUUAAACCACUUGUAUAUAAAACGUUUUGUAGCCAUUCUGCCUUUUUGUUAUUUAAAAUUCGAGUAUUACCGGUAAACAUUUAAUGAGACAUGUAAGUUUGCCAUUGAUAACCGUUGUUCUUACUUUCACAGAGGCUGUUCCAUGUAUAGAAUAAAAACACAAAUAACAUUAAGCAAACACUGACUUCCAAACCAAACCUUUUGUAAAUAACCCUGAAACUACGUAACUGUAGAUCUUUGAAUUUAUUCUCGGAGACAAAAAUCCAACUUACCCUUUGCGGAUAGUUACAGAGAAUCCUUGGUCCAUUGCUCAUGCUGGGGAUACUGGUGCUGUGUAGUAUAAAUCCAACUUGUUAUUAUUUUGAUGGGUGUUGUUUAAUGUGCAACUGCAUGAAUACAAGCAAAAUGCAGUAAUGAGAUGUUUUAAAUAAUGAUAGUGCACUUGACUUAGUAAUCCUGAUGUUAUAGUUCAAGAAGAUAUAUACUGCUUUUACAACCUGUUUUGUUGUGACUCAACUGAACAUCAUAAUGUUUGUAAUUUAAAGAGAAACACAUUCUUUUUUUUUUAUUUAUUUUUAUUGAUUGGUUGUGUACAAAAAAGUAGGUUUGAGAUGAUAGUAUGCAUUCUAUAUAAGAUUUUAUAUUUCCAACAUUCAAUUGUACAAAACGUAGAUACAGUAAAUUAUUUAAAACA